Molecule: messenger RNA, 408 nt
Organism: Staurois parvus
Lineage: Eukaryota; Metazoa; Chordata; Amphibia; Anura; Ranidae
Source: the annotation of a GenBank genome assembly
AUGUCCUCUCAUUCUCACCGCGCAUGUGCGGCUCCGGGAGCGCGCAGCGCUGCGAUCUGCGGUGCACUGUAAGUGCCACCUGUCAGUGUCCAUCAGUGCCAGCUGUCAGUGCUGAACAAUGCCACGUGCCAGUACCCUUCAGUGCCACAUCAAUGCCACAUAGCAGUGCCUACCAGUGCACAUCAAUGCCACAUAUCAGUGCCCAUCUGAGCUGCCUUUCAGUGCCACCUAUCAAUGCCAAUCAGUGCAACCUAUCAGUGCCACCUAUCAGUGCCAGUCAGCGCCGCCUAUAAGUGUGCAUCAGUGCCGCCUAUCAGUGCCGUCAGCACCGCCUAACAGUGCCAGUCAGUGCUGCCUAUCAGUGCCAGUCAAUGCCGCCUAUCAGUGCCAGUCAGUGCCGCCUAUCAG